This is a messenger RNA of Eufriesea mexicana, 1119 nucleotides long. RefSeq names its product glycerophosphodiester phosphodiesterase 1. Gene Ontology annotation, biological process: ethanolamine metabolic process; N-acylethanolamine metabolic process; phospholipid metabolic process. Bases 166 to 1119 code for a protein of 317 amino acids. The record is from RefSeq and is a predicted model, not a curated record. Gene Ontology annotation, cellular component: plasma membrane. Gene Ontology annotation, molecular function: glycerophosphodiester phosphodiesterase activity. The transcript has 7 exons. Lineage: Eukaryota; Metazoa; Arthropoda; Insecta; Hymenoptera; Apidae.
GUCAUGUCGUGACAGUCGUAUCUGCUUCGGUUAGCUUUGGAAGUAGAGGGGCAAAAGGAAUACAAAGAUAAUAAAUUAUCCGUUUGUUAAAUACUGAUACUGUAGCGUAAACAAACGUUAUCGAACAUUGAUAUACAUAUUCAAAAAAUCAGAGUGUCUACAAGAAUGUUUGGACUAAAAAUAGCCAGGAAUCCACCACCAAAUUUAAGCAUUGUGCAAGAAGUGCUUGGUAUAAAUCCUCUUUCAUUGAAAAAAGAUAAUACCAUGUUGAAAGAUCAUGGUAAUGGAGAACAAUAUUGCAUGCGAGUGGUGGCUCAUCGUGGUGGAGGAUAUGAUUUUCCUGAGAACAGCUUAUCAGCCUUUCGUAAUAGUAAAGAAAGAGGCUGUACUGCAGUUGAAUUUGACUUAUCUCUUACAAAAGAUAACGUGCCUAUAAUAUUUCAUGAUCCAACAAUUGAUAGAAUUACUGGAAAAACUGGACUUAUUAAAGACAUGACUUGGGAUCAAUUAAAGCAAUUAGAUAUUACGUAUAAUCAUCCACUUAAAGAUAAAUUUAUUGAAGGUGAAAAAAUUCCAUUACUUUAUGAAGCUUUAGAAACAUGUUUAUCAAAUGAGCAAAGAAUAAUCAUUGAUAUAAAAGAAUCAAGAAUGGAGAUAGUGCAAGUAAUUUUAGAUGCAUAUAAGCAAUAUCCAAAGUUAUUUCAAAGAGCAGUUGUAUCCAGUUUUAAUCCCAUUGUUAUAUAUAUGAUUAGAAGAAAGGAACCCAGAAUUGUAGCAAGCCUUGCAUGGAGACCCCAAUAUUUUUCUAGAACAUUAUAUUCAGGUUUAGAUGGCUCAGCUCCAGUAAGAUAUAGCAAUCCAUUUAAAUAUAUAGCUGCUUGUUUAUUAGAUCAUAUUUAUGAAUGGAUGUUCUACCGUUUUGUAUAUUACAUUGUGGGUGUAUCUGCUGUAUUGUUACAUAAAGAUAUACUAAAUCAACGCAUUAUACAAGAAUGGUAUAAUCGUGAUAUUCGUGUAAUGGCAUGGACAGUAAAUCUACCAUCAGAGAAAUCACAUUUCUCACGACUAUUCAAAGUUACAUAUUUAACAGAUACAUUAUUGGUCGAAAAAGAUAUGUAA